GGAAGGCCCCCUCACCUUCCUACGCUCUUGGGACUGGCGCCUUCCCCGGCGUCAGCCUCACGGGGUCGAACGUAGGUUUCAGGGUGGCCGGGGCCGUGGCCGUUCGCGCGAGACCGGGUGAUGUAAUGCUCCUGCUGCAGAGGAAAGAAAUUCGGCGGCGCGUCGCGACGAGCCGGCGAGCUCUGUUGAAGGUGUUGGAGAAAUUCGCACUGCCCCUGAACCCCUUCACUCCCAACAGCGUUGCAGCAUUAAGCCACCACAUUCUCCAUUCCUCUACGGAGCUCAUCACUUUUACACGUUUCACGAAAGCUCUAAAAUGAUGGUUUUAAUCGAUACUUGAAGAAACCUUAGUAUUGGCUUAAUAGCGUGCUUUUUGAUACUUCGUUAGCAAGUAAACCUGUAUAAAACGAGCACAGCUUUCUUCUAUGACAAAUAUAUGAAGACUAAUUUCUUAGCAUAUAAGGAUGAACUGUGGUUCGACCCUUUAUUUCUGGUUGUUUUGAUCCUACUUUAUGGACAGUGAUUCAGAAUUGUUCGCUUUGUCUCUUACUAUGCAAUUAAGUAUUUUUGUCUUUCGGAAAACGGAAUUCAGUAUUUUGUUUGAAACAUAAUUUAUCAAGAAAAUUAAUAAAUACGCAGUUCUUCUGUCAACGACCAUGUGAAUUUUUGCACAUUUGUCUUUCUUAAGAACUAAACUUUGAUUGUAACGACUUUGUUUGAAACUCUCUGGACAGUGUAUUUCCCUGGUCUCCAAUUUAUUGAACGGAAUAGAAUGGGAUAUUAUAGAAACUGAAGAGCAUUAUAAGAGCCGAUGGAUAUCAAUUAGGAUUCUGUAUCUUACUAUGUUUCUCAGCAGUGUAGGAUUUUCCAUUGUGAUAAUGUCAAUAUGGCCAUAUCUCCAAAAGAUUGAUCAGACAGCUGAUGCAAGUUUUUUGGGCUGGGUUAUUGCUUCAUUUAGUCUUGGCCAAAUGGUAGCUUCACCUAUAUUUGGUUUGUGGUCUAAUUAUAGACCAAGAAAAGAACCUCUUACUGUCUCCAUCUUCAUUUCGGUUGCGGCUAACUGCCUCUAUGCCUAUGUCCACGUUCCAGCUUCUCAUAAUAAAUACUACAUGUUGGUUGCUCGUGGAUUGGUGGGAUUUGGAGCAGGAAAUGUGGCAGUUAUUAGAUCAUAUAUUGCCGGUGCUACUUCCCUUCAGGAAAGAACAAGUUCCAUGGCAAACACUAGUGCAUGUCAAGCAUUGGGUUUUAUCCUAGGUCCAGUUUUUCAGACUUGUUUUGCUCUCAUUGGAGAAAAGGGCGUGACAUGGGAUACCAUUAAACUACAGAUAAACAUGUACACAGCACCAGUUUUACUUGGCGCAUUCCUGGGAGUUUUAAAUAUUAUUCUGAUCCUUAUUCUAUUAAGAGAACAUCGUGUGGAUGACUCAGGACGACAGUGUAAAAAUGUUAAUUUUGAAGAAGCAAGUACAGAUGAAGUUGAGGUUCCCCAAGGAAAUAUUGAUCAAGUUGCAGUUGUGGCCACCAAUGUUCUGUUUUUCGUGGUUCUAUUUAUCUUUGCCCUUUUUGAAACAAUUGUUACUCCAUUAACAAUGGAUAUGUAUGCCUGGACUAGAGAACAAGCUGUAUUAUAUGAUGGAGUAAUACUUGCUGCUCUUGGAGUUGAGGCGGUUAUUAUUUUCAUGGGGAUUAAAUUACUUUCCAAGAAGAUUGGCGAACGUGCUAUUCUACUGGGAGGACUCAUCGUUGUAUGGGUUGGCUUCUUUAUCUUGUUACCCUGGGGAAAUCAGUUUCCCAAAAUACAGUGGGAAGAUUUACAUAAUAAUUCAAUUCCUAAUACCACAUUUGGGGAAAUUAUUAUUACUCUUUGGAAAUCUCCAAGAGAAGAUCACAAUGAAGGACCAACUGGCUGCCCAAUUGAACAAGCCUGGUGCUUCUACACCCCCAUGAUUCAUCUGGCCCAGUUCCUCACAUCAGCUGUGCUAAUUGGAAUAGGCUAUCCAUCCUGUAAUGUUAUGUCCUAUACAUUAUAUUCAAAAAUUCUGGGACCAAAACCUCAGGGUGUGUACAUGGGCUGGUUAACAGCUUCUGGAAGUGCAGCACGGAUUCUUGGACCUGUGUUCAUCAGCCAACUCUAUACUUCCUGGGGCCCACGAUGGGCAUUCAGCCUUGUGUGUGGAAUAGUGGUACUUACCAUCAUGCUCCUGGUUGCAGUAUACAAAAGACUCAUUGCUUUUUCUGUAAGGCAUGGAAGGAUUCAAGAGUAACGUAACUAACUCUGCAAUGGAAAGUACUUGGUAUGGGACUUCCUCUUCCAAGACUCUGCUAUGAGUCAGGUUCCAAAAGUCAGGCUGCAAAUAUUGUAUAUUUUGAAUAACAAGAACAUACAUUGAAUAAUUCAGGGAAUUCAAUGUGUAAUUGGGAAUAGUAAGGUAAUAUUAAAACACUCUGGUUCAUAAUUUCCUUCUUUCAAACAAUAUUCUAUCAUAACAUCUCUUUUGGGGUGCAUGAAUUCAUGAGUGAAUGGACAAUGGUUUAUAAAUGGGAAGUUGUACGUUUAGCUUAGACUGCAGAAGUGUCAUUAAAAUAAUGAGAAAAUACGCAGUGAAAUCGUAAGGAGAGUUCUGUAUGAAUUACCUAUAACAAAAAAAAAAAGAAAUUAUAGAAAUUACCUAAAUAUAAGUAUCUCUGUUUGAAGAUACCUACUUUUUAUUUAUUUAAAAAUGCAAUUUCUAUUAUCAAUUUCCUAUGAAAUAAAAAUCAUGACUCUUAAACUUUUUAUUUACCAUGACCUGCUGUUCUACCUGAUGUUCUGUGUCAUUAUUUUUAAUAUUAUACCUUUUGUCCUAUUUUAGUUCAGGAUCUCACUAAGUAACCCCUAAGUUAAUAGGUAAGCACAAAUAAUGCUAAUACUUGAGCAAUAAAGAGGAGUAAGAGAUCAAGAUGAAUUACACUAUCUUCAGUAGGACUAAUUACAAUUUUCUUUCAAGUACUACUAAUAAUAACUCACUUUAGGAACAUGAGCCAAGUGUGUUACAGUAUACAUAUACUGAACAGCAAACUGUGUAUUAAAAUUACUGGCAGGGGGAACGCCUGGGUGGCUCAGUUGGUUAAGCAGCUGCCUUCGGCUCAG
Neogale vison (American mink) is the source of this 3130-nucleotide messenger RNA. It is a transcript of the gene MFSD8, whose product is annotated as major facilitator superfamily domain containing 8. The record is from RefSeq and is a predicted model, not a curated record. Gene Ontology annotation, cellular component: lysosomal membrane. NCBI's taxonomy places the organism in Eukaryota, Metazoa, Chordata, Mammalia, Carnivora, Mustelidae. Gene Ontology annotation, molecular function: transmembrane transporter activity. Gene Ontology annotation, biological process: transmembrane transport. The transcript is spliced from 12 exons. Bases 843 to 2264 code for a protein of 473 amino acids.